AUGCGUGAAUGUAUUUCUAUCCACGUUGGUCAAGCUGGCGUCCAAAUUGGUAAUGCUUGCUGGGAACUUUAUUGCCUUGAACACGGUAUCCAACCUGAUGGUCAAAUGCCAUCUGACAAAACCUCCAAAACUUCUGACGAUUCAUUUAACACCUUUUUCUCUGAAACAGGGGCGGGUAAACAUGUUCCCCGUACAGUGUUCGUUGAUUUAGAACCUACCGUCGUCGAUGAAGUUCGUAAUGGUACCUACCGUCAAUUGUUCCAUCCAGAACAGUUGAUUACUGGUAAAGAAGAUGCAGCAAACAAUUAUGCUCGUGGUCAUUACACAGUCGGAAAAGAAAUUAUUGAUAUCGUACUCGAUCGUAUUCGCAAACUCGCAGAUAAUUGUACUGGUCUUCAAGGAUUUUUAGUUUUCCACUCCUUCGGAGGUGGUACUGGUUCUGGUUUCAGUGCUUUGCUUUUAGAACGUCUCUCU
Molecule: messenger RNA, 474 nt
Organism: Dentiscutata heterogama
Lineage: Eukaryota; Fungi; Glomeromycota; Glomeromycetes; Diversisporales; Gigasporaceae
Source: the annotation of a GenBank genome assembly